UAGGUUGUGAUUGGCUGGCGUCGUGCCAGAGGAGAGAGUAGCAAGAUGGCGGCGGAUAUAGUAAGACGGAGGCUGUGGGCUAGGGGAAGGUGGAAGGUUCCGUGGACUUUUCUGUUUCUUGCUUCCCUGCUCCUACAAACCAGCUGUGCCGAUCAGACAGAAGAGUAUUUGAAGAGAGAGCACUCUCUAACCAAACCCUAUCAGGGUGAGUAGGGCAACGGGAGUGAGUGGAGUCAUGGCAAGGACUGGGUGAGGAGUCAGAUCAGGUCCUGCGCUAUACCACGAUGGGCCAUAUUAAUCAAUGAAGAAACAGGUGCCUUUACAGCCAAAUAAUUUAAUGUAUAUUGACGCCUCUUUCUGCUUUCAUAAAUAUGGUUCAUAAUGUGUCUCGCGUGAUAAUACCAGAAAAUAUAAACGUUGGCAAAGGAUAUAUAAAAAUAAGGGGAAGAAAUAGGGUGAAGUCUUUAAUGAAUAACCCUACCAGAAAAUCUUUCAUUUAAGUGUGAAUUCCAAACGAAUUGGAAGCAAAGAUGACUUAGAGAAUGUUUCAAGUUCGGCUAUUUUUACCUCAAAUUUGAAAUUCACUUUGAAUUUUCACAUUGGUGAACAAACCUGACUGAAAUGUAUUGAAUUGAAAAGUAAAUUACAAAAUGUGCAGAUUUGGAAUAAUUGUACAUUUUAGCUUGUCAUAGUUUGACAAAAAAAUUUUUGUCAGAAUUUUUCAAUUUAAUUUUCAUUUAAUGUAUGGUGAAUAAACACCCCGCUAUCAGGGUUAUUCGCUAAAGUGAGAAUUGUUGGGAAUUCAAAGUAAAAUUUAAAAUGUAUUUAGGAGCCAAACUGGAUAAAGUCUCCAAGUCCGCUAUACUACCAGUUCGGCUAAUUUUUCCUUAAAACAUUCCCCAUAAAGAUGCAUUGGUUCACUUACCUAAGAGAAAGCAUUGUAUUGGCUGAGAAUAUCAAGAUUGAUUUCAGCCACGGAGGCGGGACCAGCUGUGGCGAGACGGACGCAUUAUGGGAGAAAAGAUGAGUAAAACCACCAUUUUACGGAGAUCGUAGGGGGUUUGGUAACCUAAACAGUCACUUCAGGACUGUAGUGUCAUGAAUAUAUGUUUGUAUUCCUGAUAAGAUAGCAUUUCUUUAAAGCUGCACUGUCAUGCCGAACUUACCUUUCUUUAAUCUAUUCCUCUUCUCGCCCUCUCUCAGGAUCUGUUCUUCAUUUCUUCCUGUCUGCUCUAGUUGUCUUUAAAACAUAAGACAAAGUAGGGACUAUUUGCCUUAUGGAGCUUUGUUACGCCUGACCAUCUCUGACCAGCAGAGGAGCAAAGUGUGCUUCAUUUCCGGUGGUCAGAGCAAUUUUCCCACAAUUCUUACCUUUCCUCCUUGCUGCCGCGAAGCUUCCUUUUUCACUUUUCCCGAACGUCCUGUCAUGUAGACAGAAUGCCGGCGAAACUACCGAAUUACGUCCUAACAGAAUGAGAACAGUUUCUCCAUUCAUUUUAGGACGCAAUUCGGGACUUUGUUUGAAUUGGAAUUUCAUUUAAAUUAAUGAAACUCGGAUCCUAUUCAUGCCGUGGCUGCAUCUUGCAUCAGCCGCUUAGUAGAUAACUCCCUAAUUCCCACAGUAUUAGGGAGAGGAGGACAAUAGACCCCUCCCCCCCACUGCCCCUACUAGGUAUACCGUGAGCAGGGGCAUGUCUACUAAACAGUGAGCUGCCACUGGUUGCUCACUGUUUAGUAGACAUGCCCCUGCUCACGGUAUACCUAGUAGGGGCAGAAUUUACUAAUACUAAGUAAUCUUUACUUGAUAUUAGUAAAUUUGUCUGAAAGACCAAUUUAGGUCUUUCAGCCUUUUGGUAGAUAGCUCCUUGAAAUCGUGGGAAUUAGGGAGUUAUCUACUAAGCCGCCGCACGAAUAGGGUCAGUGUUUCAUUCAUUCGAAUGAAAUUCCGAUGCGAACAAAGUCCCGAAUUGCGUCCUAACACGAAUGGAGAAACUGUUCUCAUUCUGUUAGGACGCAAUUCUGUAGUUUCGCCGGCGUUCUGUCUAAAUCACAGGACGUUCAGGAAAAGUGAAAGGAGCCUUUGCAGGAACACGGAGGAAAGGUAAGAAUUGUGGGGAAAUUGCUCUGACCACCGGAAAUUAAGCACACUUUGCUCCUCCACUCGUCAGAGAUGGUCAGAUGUAGGAAACCUCCAUAAGAUAAAUAGUCCCUACUUUGUCUUAUGUUUUAAAGAAGGCUGAGCAGACAGGAAAAAAUGAAGAAUAGAUCCUAAAGGAGGGAGAAAAGAGGAAUUGAUUAAAGAAAGGUAAGUUCGGCAUGACAGUGCUGUUUUAAGGCAGUUCAACUGACACUUUCUAGGAGCUAAUGGGAUGUAGAAAGGGUUUUUUUAAAUUUAUUUUUGUAUCUAUGUUGAAAUAUAGAAGCAAUACGUUUACAUAAAUACUUUUCAGGAGUGGGCUCUUCUUCCUCAUCCCUGUGGGAUUUGACGGGGAAUGUCCUUGUAACCCCGCAGUAUGUACGACUGACCCCGGACCAACAGAGCAAGCAGGGGGCUGUUUGGAACCGCGUGGUAAGGCAAUUGUGUAGAAAUGACAAGACAGCAGUAUUUUUGGGCAAAGUAGCUAAACUGGAAACAUUACCCAACUCUAUAACAUAAUGAUUUGCAAUUUCGAAGUUAUCAACAAGUAGUGAUUAAACCCCUGAGUAUGCUAUUUCGUCUACCUUUUGGAAACUAGUGGAAAUAUCAGACAAGAAAAAUAAUCAAGUUUUUUACACCAAACACAUUUGUCCAUUUUGUACCCUCAGGCUGGCAUAUUGUUAGCAGUGUGCAUUAUACACUGGUGAGCCUUGGGGAGGGCGCUGUUAAAUUAUGUCACUUGCCAAAUACACUGCUUGCUCCCAAAGUCCAAAUCUAACUCCCCUUCCUAUACUCUGGUCUCUGUCACAUCUGUCUCAGUCCUUUUCUUUAAUAAUCUACCUUGUUGGAAGGGCACCUCAACUCUACCUUUACAUGGUCCUUCAUCUCUUUUGGGGUUUCUACCCAUUUACUCUUCUUCCCACUUUUCCUACAUUUCUUAGUAUUUUUUUCAAUGAGUACAUUGCAGGGUUAAGACUGCCUUUAGUGGCUGUCAGCCACUAGAGGCACUUCCUGCUUGUUAGAUGACUUUCGUUGACAUUGAAUGUCCUAACUCUCUGCUAAAGUCCCUACCCCCAUUAUAGCCCCUCUACUCCCAAUUACAGCCCACAUCCCCCACAACACAACUCUGGCUUUGUAUUCCUAGCACUGUAGUAUCCCUUUAAGCCAAGGUUUGAGAAAUUUUCUUGAAAUCUAGAGGCAGCUGAAAGUUAGGAGCGUGUUUUUCUUUUUUUUUUUUAACUAACCGCUUUAUUUUCAACAACCAAAAAAUACAAUUCUUAAAAGGGUCACCAGAACCACUACAGUUAAAUGUAGUGGUUCUGGUGUUUAUUUCCUGUCAUUACAGGCUUUUUAAUGUAAACUCUGCCUUUUCAGAGAUAAGUCGGUGUUUACAUUGCUGCCUAGUAACACCUCUAGUGACUGUCACUCAGACGGCCACUAGAGGUGAUUUAUAGUCCAGUGUUGCACUGUGUGCAACACCUACAUUCUGUGUCUCCUCACUCAUGGAGGCUGUGAAGGUUACCCAUAAAGAUGCAUUGAUUCAAUGCAUCUCUGAGUGGAUGCUGAUGAACACAUGUGCAAUAGCCUCCCAAUGCUUUCCUGAGAUCAUAAAGAUUGAUGAUCUCAGCCAUGGAGGCAAGGACAGCUGCCUAAACAAACAAAUUCACAGACACACACUAAUACUGACACACUCACAGAUAAUUUUUAUUUUGAGUUCACCCAGCAUCCCUACCUUUUGGGAGAGCUGGAAGUGGAUCCUUUCCCUGGGGCCCAGUGGUGCUGCUCUGAUCAUCUUCAAGCUCCUUUCUCUGCUCCCUCGGCCACUGUUCAGUGAUGCCAGGGCCGGAAUUAUGUCAUAUUGCGGCUCCCAACAUUACUGCAGGGUGCACAAGGAAGCAGAGCAGGAUGAUGACAGCUCCCUCUCUAACUGACCGGCUCCAUUUCCCCUUGGCCGCCUUCCUGCGUGCAUUCUCCAGGUUCCCCUGGGGCAUUUAAAUUUGGCACUUCAUGUAGUGUUUAAUUGAUGGCUGAGUAUAUCAGCCAUUAUAAUUGCCAGCUUGCCGAUGACUGUGCUAUGAGGCCGGCCACCUCCAAACACCCUUAGUCAGCCGCCCAGCUGCCUCGGAUGAACAGACUGACAAAUCCCAGACGACAGGACAAAGUUCUUGGUGUAUGUAUGUGUGUGUCUGGGAGAGUCUGUGUUUGGCAGUUUGUUUGUAGGAGAGUAAGUGUUUGGUAGUUAGUGUCUGAGAGUGUGUUUCUUGCUAGUGCAUUUGUUUGUGUGGUCUGUAUUGUAAUACCUUCAGGAAUUAAAAUCUUUUCCUAUAUUUUUUUUUAUCGCCAAAGUGGGAAGUGGACCCCUAGCUCCAACACCUCUGCCACGUUUUUUUUGUUUUUGGCCAUUGCAGUAUACAGAAAUGUUUGACGGACUGCUGGUGGUAGGUAGAGAGCAACAGCUGACACUAAACCCAACGUACAAAUAUUUGGACACGCACAGGAGGAAUUAUAGCAGCCUUUUCAGAUGUCUGGCAAUGAAGGGGCUGCAGUUACCAACAGCAAGGAGACAGAGGGAUCUAUUUACACUCUAAUAAAUGCGAGGAUUAUUGUUUUACAUGUAGACAUUUUAGGAAAGUUAAAAACAAACAUGGUUUUGUAAUAGUUUGCACACGUGUGUGUGGCAGUUUUGUUAUAAGUCACUUGUUAUUCAAUGUGCAGAAAAUUACGUUGGAAAAUAUUAAUUAGGCUUUUGGUAUAUGAUCUGUGAACUUUUCUGUUCCACCAGCCUUGUUAUCUGAGAGACUGGGAGUUGCAAGUUCAUUUCAAAAUCCAUGGCCAGGGCAAGAAGAAUCUCAAUGGAGAUGGUUUUGCUAUCUGGUACACCAAGGACAAGAUGCAGUCUGGUAUGGAUUAGUGGACAGUAGAUCUUCUUCAGAUGUGGCUUUCAGAACCAUAAUUUACCACUCUUUCUUGUUGCAGGUCCUGUAUUUGGGAGUAAAGAUAACUUUGUUGGGUUAGGUGUUUUUGUAGACACCUACCCAAAUGAGGAGAAGCAGCAUGAGGUGAGUAUACUCAGCCUUGUCCUUCAUCCUGCAAAGUCCAUUCUUCAUUUGUAUGUUUGUGUUAAUUUAUAUAGUCUGCAACAAAAACAAUGCCCGUUAGAAAAUCAUUUUAUUAACCUCCCAGUGCAGUUAUUUGUAUUUACGAUUUAUUAAAGAAAAAAACAAAAAGCCCAACAUCCGCAUCAUAAUCUGAUUGUAUCACUUCCACCAGCAGCAAACACUUUCUGAUUUCUGCUCACUCUGUAAGCUAGACACAUUCAUCAAAAUCCGUUAUGCUAAAUAUUGCCGGCCACCUGCUUAUGUUUAUGUGGAUAUGUAAUAGUUAAUCCAUUUCUGCUCCUUUUUUUGAGUGUGUAACUAAGUGGCAUGUUUGUAUAUUGCUAUAUGUUCUCUCUCCUGUGCUUCUGGAUGGCAGUCUCAAAAGAAAAGAUACUCUCCAGGGAUGCAGGUAUUGCAAUGUCUAUCUAUUUAUAUUGAGUGGCUGGGAGAGGGUAUGUCCUUGUUACCCAAAGGACCAAAAUAAGGAGAGGCUGUAUUCUGAGCAUGCAUCUUAAAAACUUUUAUCUAGAAAUAAUUGUAGACUUUUUUGUUUCUUUUGGUGUUGGUGUUUUCUAAUCCAUUGUUUGUGUGUAGGAACUUGCACAUUUAGAAAUGGCUUAUCUUAACGUGUACCUGUUAAGCCAAGCAUAUAUGAAAGAAAUUAAUUGCAUUCCAGUAGUUAAUAGGAUUCCUGGGUAUAAUAUACUGCUGGCUUUUCUUCCCCCGUUGCAAUUCAGUAUUUUAUACUGUGUGUGACUAAAUACCAUUUUGCUGGAAUACAUUUUAAGAACAAAUUUGGUGAUCUACGGUAGUGUGUGUUUUUUUACCGACAAUAACCAGUGAGGAUACAUGUUUGUUCUUGCAUUUUUCACAUAUGGCAUACAUUAAGUGCCUCCUCCACAGCUCAAUUUAAUUAUCCAAGGUGGGGGGGGGGAGGACUUUGUCCAGAAACCAAAGAGUAUGGGGGGAUGUGAAGGUGGCCUACAAGACUAGAAUAUGACACUGCAAUGUAAAGAGCACCCUCAUCAUCAUACUAUACUUUUUUCUUAUAGCGUGUAUUCCCCUAUAUAUCUGCUAUGGUCAGCAAUGGGUCUCUGACAUAUGAUCACAGCCGGGAUGGACGUCCCACUGAGCUUGGAGGUUGUACAGCCAUGGUGAGGAACCUAGAUCAUGACACCUUCUUCGUAAUCCGCUAUGUGAAACGUCGACUUACGGUGAGACUUCACUAAUAGCUAAAAUUAAUAAGGACUCUUUCCCUAAUCGGCACUGUAUGUGGUUCUUUAUUUAGACCUCUGUUAUCCGCUUUUUGCGGUUUCCUAUUUGCAUCACAUUCUGUAAUCUUGGAGCUCUGGCUCUUGGGAAUCAGAACUAUAGUGUCAUGAAUACAUGUUUGUAUUCCUGGCACUAUAGUGUUUCUUUUAAGAUGGGUAAUGGGUUUAAUGUAUUUUAAAUAAUUACUUAUGUUGAUUUAUUUACUUUAUUCUUCUAAUAUUUGUCACUUGUUUAUUUCCUGGUAAAACAUUUUAUAAGUAAAGAUACAUUGAGAUUUCUCUCGUUUUCAAGUAUGUCCUGGGUACUUUUUUUUACCAUAUUACCACAAUACCUAGUGUAAUUAACCUUUCUGUCCACAUACCUUCUUCACUCUGUUAAAAAAACAAAACAAUUCUUGGAAUCUUCUAAAGGAGAUCAGUAUGAGGAUUUUCAAACCAACAAUCCUUUCAUAGCUGUUGCAUACAUGCUGUCGUAACUUGCUCAUUGCAGUAAUUAAAGCGGCACUGUCAUGCCAAACUUGCCUUCCUCAAUCGCUUCCUCUUCUCCUCCUCUCUCAGGAUCUGUUCAUUUCUUCCUAUCUGCUCUAGUUUUUUUUAAAAACAUAAAGACAAAGUAGGGACUUUUUUGUAUUCUGUAUUUUUCCUACGCUUGACCAUCUUUGACCCAGGGGAGGAGCAAAGUCUGCUCCAUUUCCUGUAGUCAACGCCAUUUCCCCACAAUUCUCACCUUCCUCCUGCUGUUUCCCACCCCUUAAUUAUUUUUAUAGGUGCUUCACUAAGGAACACUUUAUUAAAGUAGUGGGGGGGGGAGAGGGGGUUUACAACAGUGAGCAGUCACUGGUUUCUCACUGUUUAGUAGACAUUGGGCAGAUUAAUAAUACAAAAUAAACUUUACUUAGUAUUCGUAAAUUUAGCAUUUUAGUAGAUAGCUCCCUAAUACUGUAGGAAUGAAAUUCCGAUCAGAACAAAAAAAACAUGAAGUGACAAACUGUUCUCAUUCUGUUAGGACAAAAUUCGGUAGUUUUGCUGGCGUUGGAACGCCGAAUGAAGCAGCAGGAGGAAAGUGAAAAUUGUGGGAAAAUUGCUUUGACCACAGGAAAUGGAGCAGACUUUGCUCCUCGCCUGUGUCAAAGCUGCUCAAGCGUACGAAAAAUACAUAAGACAAAAAAGUCCCUACUUUGUCUUAUGUUUAAAAAACAAAACUAGAGCAGAUAUGAAGAACAGAUCCUGAGAGAGGGAGAGAAGAGGAAGCGAUUUGGGGAAAGGUAAGUUCGCCAUGACAGUGCCGCUUUAAAUGUUUCAAAUAUUAACCCUCAUAGAAACCCAAGCUUGAUCAUCUCGGACCUGCUGAAAAAAAUUUGCCAGUGUAAUGUUCUUAAUUCUGUAGAAUAAAAAGUCUGCUCUGGAUGGUGUGGCCCGGAGAAUUUGCUCAGUACACUACACUCGUUUCCCUCCUGUUUGUCUGUUACCUACUUUCCAAGCUGUGUUUUUCUCAUUGCUGGCUCUUCUAGAUCAUGAUAGACAUAGAUGGAAAGCAUGAAUGGAAGGACUGCCUAGAUGUUCCUGGUGUGCGCCUGCCUCGUGGAUAUUACUUUGGUGCCUCUGCGGUCACAGGAGACCUGUCAGGUAGCAUUCCCUUUAUAUUUUUUUUGUAAAUAUAUUUGUAUUAAAAAUGUAUGUAUAAAUGUUCCACGGCAUAGAGAUAAAAAUAAGCCAUGGGAGAAGACUAUAAAAUGGAGGUGAGACACGCAGGUCUCUAAUCAUGAAAGAUACGUUUAGGAAGGUGCAGAUAACAAUAUCAAUAACAAUCUUGAUGUAUAAUGUGAGAUACGCAGACUUCAACUUGUAUGGUGAGUGUUUAGCACCGGCCCUCAGGAAGUACCUCUCUGAAGCGGACAACGAGUAUCAACCCACCUAUUCGCACCUUUGAAGGGUAAUCUCUGAUGCCCAGUGAUUGUCGUAUACCAACGUACUACUUUUAUAGGGUUCCCAUCAUCUUAAGCAAGCUGUUGCGGGGACUCCUUUUUCAAGCUAUGCGGUAUCUGGUAGGCUUGACACAGUCUACUCACCAAUGAGUUGUGUAUACAGACAUAAGGGGGCUUUAGGAGAUCCCUUAUCCCAAACGCAAUUAUCUUUUCUAGCUUGGUACACAGUGCCCUGGUGGGUCUUUCUCUUUCCGGACUCAAAGUCCUCUUCUACAGCUAUGCCAUAGAAACGUAAACUGCAGUGGAAGAGGAGAAAAGAAAAGAACAUGAGGGGCAUACCCAUUAUUCUUUCAUGUGCUGCGCGAACUGAUUCAAAAAUCCUAGUGUCCACGCCUUCGAGAACAAUAACCAGUUUUGUUUCUCAAGCCUUUAAUUUAUUAACUCAAUCUUUAACUGGGGAAAUUAACUUCAUUCUUCUGUCAUUUGGCAGUUGCAUGGAAACUGGUGAAUAUUGUGUAUUGUUUCACUGUGUGAACCUAUUAAAAUGCCUAUUUCCUAUCAGAAUUCCUAUUGCGUUUUUUUUUGUUUUGUUUUUAUUCCUGCCCAGCAGUUAAUCACCUAAACAAUCAUUAGUUACAGGUGGAGGAAAAAACUGAUUCUAGGGUGCAAACACAAUCUUUCUCUCUAGCUACGUGUUAGAAAUUAUCACGCAUGUGUGAUGUCAUGCCUAUGUGCACAUCCACUAAUUCUCUUAGGAUUUUACUGCAAAAUAGCGUCAUUCAGAGUUAUCCUGUUUUAAUUAUUAUUUGUCUUAAGUAUACUUUUUUUGAUGCUGCUGCUGUUAAGGAGCACUUCUAGCACCGCAACCACUACAGCACACUGUAGCGUUAUGGUGCCAGGAGUACCUUUAUGCCCCCAGUGUAAGUAGUCAAACCAUCUUAGUACCUUCUAUGGAUGGACCUUUUUACUCUGGGUCUAAUGGGCCCUCCUGGCACCGUAACCAGUACAGCACACUGUAGUGGUUAUGUUGUUUGGAGUGUUCCUUCAAAUAAGCACAACUUUCCACUCCCCCCUGCCGCCCCCCUCAAGAUCUUACUUCUAUUUCAUCCUGCUGCUGCUGGCCCUCAUCUGCCUGCUUGGCUGACCUCAGAAAUGUUAAUCUGAGCUAAUCACAGUGCUUUCUCAUAGGAAAGUAUUGGAUUGGCUGAGACUAUCAAGGAGGCAGAUUAGGGACAGUGCAAGCACAAGCCAAACACAGCCCUGUCCAAUCAGUAUCUCCUCAUAGAGAUGCAUUGAAUUAAUGCAUCUUGAUGAGGAAAGUUCAGGGUCUUCAUGCACAGGGUGGAGACACUGAAUGGUUGCUGUACACUAGGCAGCACUGACCUAGGAAGCACCUCUAGAAGCCAUCUGAGGAGUGAGCAGUGGAGUGAUCACUAGGCAGUAAUGUAAACACUGCAUGUUCUCUGAAAAGAUAGUGUUUACAGCAAAAAGCCUGAUGGUAAUGAUUCUACUCACCAGAACAAAUACUAUAAGCUGUAGUUGUUUUGAGACUAUAGUGUCCCUUUAAGUUAGCAUAGACUGUUGUUGCCAUUUAAGAGGUUAGAAGCAAAAGAACUACCACAUUAGUUUUUAAUAAACAGAUUUAAACUAUGGGAUUGUUUUGCAAUGAAAUGGGAAUAAGUGUUUGUUUCAAAGUGGAAAUUUCCCUGCAAAAAUAUCUUGCAUGUAAUGAUUUAAAGGGUUACUCCAAGCAACAUGAUCACUUCUGUAUUUCACUUUGAAACUCUGCACAUACAGUUGUUGUUGUUGUUGUGGUCUGUGUGUUUUUUUAGUUUUUUUUGUUUUUUAUAUAUUAAAUCAACUCCAGAGUGGCUGGCUAACACUGUGCGCAACAAAAUCAGGCUGUAGUGGUUAUGAUGCUUGGAGUAACCCUUUAACUUUGAUCUCAGUAUAUAAUCUAAAAACACCCAUGACAUUCUUUAAAAAAAAAAAUGGUAGAAAUAACUUUUUGCAGUGCUGUACAAGGGGCAAAAACAUAUUAAUAAUAGUCCUGCACAUGUAGUAUCUAAAAUGCUAUAAUGUGCCUCUUUGAUCUGCUUUCAGAUAACCAUGAUCUUAUCUCUCUCAAACUGUACCAACUAAGUGUGACACGUUCUCCGGAUGAAGAAGCUGCAGAUAAAGAAGUAUUUAUACCCAGUGUAGACAACAUGAAGCUACCUGGAGGUAAUCACACUUUGUCACACGUCUGUAUUUCAGAAUUUGGUUUACUGUAGUUUAUUUUCUUUUUCUUUUCUUUUCUUCGUUAGUUGAUCAGUCGUCCGAGCCUAUGAGUGGUUUUGCUCUCUUCAUCAUUGUCUUCUUCUCCAUACUGGGCCUGGUCUUUGCUGCGGUCAUCUUGCUAAUUGUGUACAAUAAGUGGCAGGAGAGAAGUCGCAAGCAUUUCUACUGAUUCUCUUUCCCCAUGGCAGCAGACACAGGCUGGGUUUACAGUCUGACUACUUCGGAGUGAGGAGUAUUAUCUACAAAUGACACUACAGGCUUGAAAUACUGCUCCGCUGCCUGCCCUACUACUAUUUAUCUUCAGUUUAUUUUAAACACUGGGCUUUUUUUUUUUUACAAGCUGCUACUGAAGAUGUAAUUAUUUUUAUAGAUCUGCCUUACCUCAGAGUUCUUUUAAUGUUAUCUAAUAUUUUGCAAAUAACAGUUACACGUGAACCAUACUCUUUACUAUGUGCCUGCAUCCUCACAAGACAUUUUGCUGUUAAAGAACCAAUCUGCCCCUGCUCCUCAUGUGUCAGUCUGUGAAUUUACCCAACUUUCUUGUCCACCCUUUCUGGUCUAAAGUUUUACUUUUUUGUAAACUUCUGUUUUCUGAUUCAGAAUUGUUGUUAUAAUGUAAAUUAUCGCAAAUUGCUAAAGGUUAGUUCGGCUGCAGUAAUUACAAGUUCAAAACAAGGAGCACUUCCCAUUAGUUUUCUGUUUUGUUUUUUCCUCUUCCUUUCACCAGUUUGCGGGCCAGGUGAAUAAAAAAAAACAACUAGUUUUUACCAUCUGACGAGCAUUCACAAUCUAAAUUGGUAGUUUGGUGUCAAUAGAAGGUACAUUCAAAAGGAGAGAUGUUUAAUUUAAUUCCAAAUAGCAAUGAUAGAAGCAAAGUUAAGCAUUUGCUAAAGUAAAUCAUGCAAAUAUCCAAAGAGCCCACACAGCUGUAUCGCACUACAGACAAAUUACUUAUUUUUCUCUUUUCCCCUGCCUAAAUUUUCAACCCUGACUUCAAGUAUCACCAAAUGUUUGACUAUGGAACUGCCUUAGAAAUCUAGGUUUAAGAAAACUAAAAAAAAAACUAAAAAACUUCUGACGGCUUAAUGUAAUAGCUAUGCCUGUUUUUCUACACCCCGCCCCCAUAAAGUGGUUUAUAAAAUGAAUUAUUCUCAGGGACAGGGCUCUGCAAUUACUUGGAAAACGCUAUUAUAAUAUUUUAAGGAAUUUUGAAUACAUUCAACUCCCAUCAGGUACAGCCAGUGUUGGCAUGUAGUUCACAAUAACUAAGCCUUCCCUGCCAGUCCAUGCUGAAACACUUUGGCAACUUUUGUUUAGGUAUUUUUAUAAAGCUUUACAAAUUUCUGUCCUCAAUACCUCCAGACAGGGAGCAGUUUUUUGGAAAUCCAUAAAUAAACCUCUACCUUGACUAAGUGGUAGCUACAUCUCUUUGCUUGAUGUUUGAUCAAUUAAAUCAGCUGAGCAUGUCACUAGACGUAACAUACUUCUAAUCCAGGGGUAGGCAACAUUUAGCACAGCUAAUGUUGUGGGCUACAUCUCCCAUAAUAUGGGCAAAGCAUCUGAGGAGAUCCAACAACAUCUGGAGGUUACCUACCCCUGAACUAAUCAUAUGAGGAGAGGGUUAGGAACAUUGGCUCUGGCUGUAGUUGGUGAAACCCAAAAAAAGGUAUGAUUUGUGUAGCACUGGGCUACCACAAAGAAACAAAGCUUUGUAAAGGAUUAAACUGGUGAAUGUGACUAAGGCCUUGAUAUUAUUUUUGGAUAAACUCAAAAUGUAUUUUUUUCUAAAUAUUAAAUAAUUUCAAAAGUUUACCCAAAAGCAUUAAAUACUUUGAAAAGCUUUUUGAAAAUUAAUAAACUGAGGCCUUUAGCUGUUUCUCUACCCGUGUAUUAACUCACUGAGUGCCAGAAUGAACACAAAUUGUGUUCUAUAGUUAAUAUCUAUGGUCUCUUUGGCUUGGUACUGAUUUGUAUACGCUUAAAGGUUUUGAGACAUCUCUUUUGUAAUUUUGUAUCUUAAUGUAUUUAUUAGAGUAAUUUGUACUAUGACUGGAAAAAAAGUUUGUGCUAGUUAUGCAGCAGAAAGUCUGUGGCUAGCUUUCACUCACGGCCAUUCAUCAAACCAAGAAUGGACCAAAAUGUUGCAGAUGUUAGGGCAAAAUGCCAGAGGUGGAGAAUUUAAGUGGCCAAACGAUUGGCAUUUCCUUUUCAAUUCCCAUUGUAGGUUAUGCAGUCCAGCAAGAGGCGUGUAUGUGCUUUCUUUUUAUGGAAAGGUAAAAUGAGUGGCAUUCAGAUUUUAUCAGACAUCCUAAUGUAAAGGUGUAGUUUACUGCCCAAUGUUAUGCGUCCAUUAUACAUUCUUGCAAUGGGAUAAAAGAUAAUUGUAAUGUUGAACAAUAUUUUAAAUUCUGCAGGUUUAAUUUUUUUUAGUUUUGCAUUAAUUAAAAAUUAAACUCUGUACAUUUAAAAAUAGGAAUGUUGCAUCCUGUGCAUGUGUUUACAUGUUUGUCUAAAGAGCGCCUGAAUUCUUUGCAUAAUUUUGCCUGAAAUGCAAAGACAAUAUUUAUGUGUACACAGACACACAUCAGUGACGGUGUGUGUAGGUUUUAGAUAUGAUUUUUUAAAUUACACACUUGAGAUAAAAUCUAAAUAAAUGAUGAG
Pelobates cultripes (western spadefoot toad) is the source of this 13372-nucleotide messenger RNA. The record is from the annotation of a GenBank genome assembly. NCBI's taxonomy places the organism in Eukaryota, Metazoa, Chordata, Amphibia, Anura, Pelobatidae.